Molecule: messenger RNA, 2016 nt
Organism: Pyrus x bretschneideri (Chinese white pear)
Lineage: Eukaryota; Viridiplantae; Streptophyta; Magnoliopsida; Rosales; Rosaceae
Product: cyclin-SDS
Exons: 7
Coding region: 1-1755 (584 amino acids)
Biological process (GO): mitotic cell cycle phase transition; regulation of cyclin-dependent protein serine/threonine kinase activity
Cellular component (GO): nucleus; cytoplasm; cyclin-dependent protein kinase holoenzyme complex
Molecular function (GO): cyclin-dependent protein serine/threonine kinase regulator activity
Source: RefSeq, a predicted model, not a curated record
AUGCAGAACCUCCAAGCGGCGCCGUACCUGGAGGCGAGGAAGAAGCUCCGGUCAGUGCUCCCUCGCCGGAAGCGACCUCAGAUCUCUCCGGUUCUUUACUCGCCUCUGAAGCACAAUGCUCGCAACGAGACCUCCGGUUUCUCUGGUUUCUCUGUGAACUCGACCUCGUGUUUCUACUUCGGCGGUGAAGUUUCGUGCGAGUCGAGCAGAGUUUCCGUCGGAUCUGAGACCGAGGCAAGGUCUGCUUUGAGGAAGAGGCAGUUCGAUGAAACUGAAGGCUCCGGAGCUGAGAAGUACCGCGACGCACCUUAUCAGAGAACUACGAGAUCGUAUUGUGGAGGAAAGGCGGUGAAGAAAGACGGCGAACCUGAGGUUUCUGAAUCCUCGUGUGUGGAGUCUAAUUCCGGAGCUGGUUUUGGAGGCUUCGCAGAGAGAAAUUUGAAGCUGAAGAAGGAAAUUGGAGGAAAUGAAGGCUCUGAAGCCGUUACUAGAUCGGAGAUUUCCGAAUGCGAUAAUGUUUCGCUUGGAUUGAAGGAAAACGAAGUCACUUCAUUCAAUUCUGGCGUCGAAUUGUGCUCUGAAGUCAAACUCGCAGAGAAAACGGCCAAUGAUGGUGGAGCACCGGAAUUUGAUUUUCCUGCAAUUUCGGGAAACUACUUCGCCGAGAAUUUCAUCGUUUCAAACUCUGAGUCGACAAUUGACCAGAGGCCGGAGAGCUUUCCAAUCGACUCUGACCUCGCUUGUAAGGAGCAAUUCUCUUACGACGACGUUUCAGAGUACUCUUCCAGUCAGACGUUCUCGGAGCUCCAAUCGGAUAUUUUCGACGUGCAUUCCGAUCUCAAUCUCUCAGAGUACACGCCGUCUAUUUUCUUCGAUUCUGGAAGCGAAUUCUCAGAGCGUUCGGAUGAAGAUUCAACUCCUUCACUUACUUUCACCUUGCUCCUCCAAUACAGAGAAGGAUUUUCGAGAUCGAGCACUGCUUCAUGUCUCGAUGAUGCUUCCCGCGUUAACGAAGUGUGUAAAGAUCAAUCGACAUUUCUUGAGUUCGAAGACGAGGAGGACGAAGAGAGCUAUCAGCUGCUGAGGAAAAGAGAGAGGAUGCAAGUGUAUUUGCGAGACUACACGGAGGACUACUCUUCCACGACGGAGUGCGGCGAUGUUAUCCUCCAUCAACGGUGGCAAAUGGUCCGUUGGAUCAUCGAGCGGUCUACUGAAACGGAGCUACAGGCGGAGACGAAGUUUUUAGGAGUAAGCCUUCUUGACAGAUUCUUAAGCAAAGGAUAUUUCAAGAACAAAAGGACCCUUCAGACUGCUGGAAUAGCCUGCCUCACACUGGCUGCAAGAAUUGAAGAAAACCAGCCCUACAACUGCGUGCGGAAGAAGAAGUUCUACGUAGGAAGCAAUAUGUACAGCAGAUGUGAAGUGGUGGCAAUGGAAUGGCUAGUUCAGGAGGUCCUCAGCUUCCAGUGUUUUCUCCCCACCAUCUAUAACUUCUUAUGGUUCUAUUUGAAAGCUGCUAGAGCUGAUGGACAGGUGGAGAAGAGGGCCAAGUACCUGGCAGUGCUGCAGAUGCAGGACCACGGCCAACUUCGUUACUGGCCUUCAACUGUUGCAGCUGCUCUUGUCAUCCUGGCUUCUUUAGAAGGCAAUCGUGAUGUGUCCCGCCAACGAGUAAUAGAGACUCAUGUGAGAACAGAAGGUGAUGAUCUACACGAAUGCAUAGAGAGCCUAGAGUGGUUGUUAAAGUAUGUAUGAGAGCAUCCUAGCAGGUAAAGGAACAUGUACAUCACCUUUCUGUUUCUGAUUUCCUACUCAUCUAAAGACAUAGACGGAAGGUAGAUCGAGCUGAGCCUUCUAAAGCCUGAUCAAGAGGUAAAACGAAUCUGAUUCUUUUGUCAAUCAACACGACACUGCGGCAACUUGUAAUCACUCCAUAAAAAUAACUGAAAUUGUACCUUCUAAAUUGUUGCGAAGGACCACACGUAAACUGUAAGACCUUCUGCUUGAAAAGCUUGU